Messenger RNA from Papaver somniferum (opium poppy), 1791 nucleotides. RefSeq names its product benzyl alcohol O-benzoyltransferase-like. The coding region runs from base 1 to 1791 and encodes 596 amino acids. The transcript has 9 exons. NCBI's taxonomy places the organism in Eukaryota, Viridiplantae, Streptophyta, Magnoliopsida, Ranunculales, Papaveraceae. The record is from RefSeq and is a predicted model, not a curated record.
AUGGAUCACAAGUGUAGUUAUGUAGUUAAAGCACCAGCCAGACAUCUAAUCUAUGAGAAUUUCCAUGUCAAGGAGCAUUCUACAACUAAAACUUCUUUUGAAAAAACAAUUUUCACCAUAUUUGAAGCUCCGAAGUGCAAGUACUCAAAUAUGAAUAAGAAAAGGAUAGAUCUUCCCCUGGCAUCCCGCAGGUUUAAAGCACUACUAACAGCUGUUUUAUCUAAUGGCCAAUUUUCUGCUUGUGGAGAACUAAUGUACCAGUGUCGCUGUAGUUAUAUUGCUUUUGGACUUGGGUCUGUUGGAAUGGAUAAGCCAAUUCAGCAAAAGUACAAAGCUACCAGAGGAUGCAUCUGUUUUCGAAUGUUGUUCUCCAGAGACUGGAUCACUGGAAUAUCUGAGCUUAUAACUGUAGCACGCUUGGCCACUGGCUCUUGCAGCAUGGCUUUCUCGGCUCUUGAGUUCACUGUUCGAAGAAGAGAACCUGAACUGAUAGUUCCGGCUAAACCCACACCGUACGGAUCUAAAUUCUUGUCGGACAUUGAUGAUCGAAAAGGUCAUCGCUUCCAUACACCUACUAUUCAUUUUUAUAGAAACAAGAGGGAUAUUUGUAUGGCUAGUACUUGCAAGAUAGAUAACAUUGUCGAUGUCAUUAAGAAGGCAUUAGCAAAUACACUUAUUUUUUACUACCCAUUUGCGGGUAGGCUUAGAGAAGCUCCUGGAGAAAAGCUACUUGUAGAAUGCACUGGUCAAGGUGUGUUGUUUGUCGAGGCUGAUGCUGAUUUUAGUUUCAGUCAAUUGGGUGGUGAUUUCUUAAAACCUCCAUUCCCUUAUUUGGAACAGCUUGUUUAUGCCCCGGCUGAAGCUGAAGAUAUCCUCCACUGCCCUUUGUUAUUCAUACAGGUGACCAGACUUCUGUGCGGCGGGUUCAUCAUUGGAUUUAGCAAUAACCAUACUAUUUGUGAUGCGCAAGGUUUACACCAAUUCAAGACGGCUCUAGCUGAAAUUGCUCGAGGGGAAUCCUAUCCAUCUAUUCUUCCGGUGUGGGAAAGAGAAUUACUGAAUGCUCGAGACCCACCACAAGUUACGUUUGCACAUCAAGAGUAUGAUGUUAUAGCAAAUUAUAAAGAAAAAUUUACAUCCCUUGAUGACAUGGUUCAGCGCUCUUUCUUUUUUGGCCCCAAGGAAUUGACAGUUCUAAGACAACGUGUACCUCCUCACCAGAAAGCAUGCACCACCUUUGAGUUCCUCACAGCGUGGUUGUGGAGAUGUCGCACAGUUGCAAUCGGAUAUGAUCCUAAGGAAGAAGUACGUGUGGCAAUUGCCGUUAAUACACGUGGGAAAUUUCAUUCACCAUUACCAACAGGAUUUUACGGCAACGCGGUUGCAUAUCCUGUGGCAGUAUCAACAACAGAGAAGUUGAUCCAAAAUCCCUUGAGUUACGCACUGGAGUUGGUGAAGAAAGCAAAGGAUGAAGUGAAUGAAGAAUACAUAAGAUCAACAGCGGAUCUAAUGUCAAUAAAAGGGCGGCCUAUCAUUUCUACGGUGCGGACCUAUUUUGUGUCAGAUUUGAGACGUGUGUGGAAUGCUGAUGAGGUUGAUUUUGGGUAUGGAGAAGUAGUGUACGGUGGGCAAGCAAUAGGUAAUAAACCAACUUCAAAUCAUUGGAUGUCAAGUUAUUAUAUGUCCCACAAGAACAACAAAGGAGACAAAGGUAGUCUAGUAUCAGUUUGUUUGCCGACUCUUGCGAUGAAGAAGUUUGCUGUUGAGAUUGAAAGCCUGCAUGAUGAUUAA